AUGCCUUCUCUCAACGCCCUCCUCAGUGCCUCAUUGGCCUUUGCAUCCAUCGCCCUCGGCGCCCCCGCCAUUCAGGACAAGCACUUCUCCGUCGAACAAGUCAAGAACCCUCAGUUCGUGAAGAACGGUCCUCUUGCUCUCGCCCACGUCUACGCCAAGUACGGCGUCCCUCUCCCCAAGGGUCUCGAGAAGGCUGUCCAAAAAGUCAAGUCCUCUCACACCAAGCGUCAGAACGGCAGCGGUUCAGUCAUCACCACUCCUCAAGAUGAGGAUAUCGAGUGGUUGACCCCUGUGCAGAUCGGUACCCCUGCCCAGACGCUCAACCUGGACUUUGAUACUGGUUCUUCUGACCUUUGGGUGUUCAGCACCGAGACCUCUGGUAGCAGUGGACACGACGAGUAUAACCCUGCCAAGAGCAGCACUUCCAAGAAGCUCUCUGGUGCUACUUGGUCCAUCAGCUACGGUGAUGGAAGCACCUCUUCCGGAGACGUUUACAAGGACAAGGUCUCUGUUGGAGGCCUCGUUGUCAGCUCCCAGGCUGUAGAGUCUGCCCAGCGUGUCUCUGACCAGUUUGAGCAAGAGACUGGUCUCGACGGCCUCCUCGGUCUCGGAUUCAGCUCCAUCAACACCGUCACACCCACCCAGCAGAAGACCUUCUUCGAUAACGCUGCCUCCAGCCUCCAGUCCGCUGUCUUCACCGCCAACCUGAAGCACCAGAAGCCCGGAACCUACAACUUUGGCUUCAUCGACAGCUCUUCUUACACCGGCAAGAUUGGCUACGCUCCCGUUGAUUCGUCUCAGGGAUUCUGGGAGUUCACCUCCACCGGAUACGCCGUCGGCUCAGCUACUGUCAACAGAAGCCCCAUCACUGGUAUUGCCGAUACCGGUACCACCCUCCUUCUUCUCCCUUCCGCUGUCAACUCAGCCUACUACUCCAAGGUCAGUGGCGCCCGCUACAGCUCUUCUUACGGCGGUUACGUCUUCAGCUGCUCUGCUACGCUGCCCAACUUCAGCUUCGCUGUUGGUGGUGUGACCAUUACCAUCCCCGGUUCUUACAUCAACUACGCUCCUGUCCAGGACGGAUCUUCCACCUGCCUCGGUGGUAUCCAGCCCAGUGAGGAUAUUGGCAUCAACAUCUUUGGUGAUAUUGCUCUGAAGGCUGCCUUUGUUGUCUUUGACGGUGGCAACCAGCAGGUCGGCUGGGCCAAGAAGACCCUGUAA
This is a messenger RNA of Fusarium pseudograminearum CS3096, 1221 nucleotides long. RefSeq lists its product as uncharacterized. Gene Ontology annotation, molecular function: aspartic-type endopeptidase activity. Gene Ontology annotation, biological process: proteolysis. The transcript has a single exon. The record is from RefSeq and is a predicted model, not a curated record. Lineage: Eukaryota; Fungi; Ascomycota; Sordariomycetes; Hypocreales; Nectriaceae. The coding region runs from base 1 to 1221 and encodes 406 amino acids.